AUGGGCAAACCAAGUCUCGUCAAGGCGACUGUGGAAGCCGUCCGAGCUUGUCCACCUGAAAUUUUCAAUGUCUGGCUCUUCUUUUGUACCGCGGUGUGGAGUUUCUCCGGUGUUGCAAAGGGCUUUGACGAAGGUAGAUGCAUCACACUCUGGGUAUCCUCGAAGAAUUCUGGUACUAAUGUUGUAUCAGGUAACAUUGCCUCUAUCGUUACUCAAAAGACCUUCAAGAAGCGCUUCGGCGUUGACCACGAGACCGAAGCGCAAUACGCCAACACCAAGGGAUGGCUUGUCUCGAUCGCGACUGCAGGCGCUGUAUUCGGCUGUCUGGCUUGCAUCAAUCUUGUGCAGCUAUGGGGAAGGAAAAACACGAUGCUGGUUUUCACCAUCAUAUACAUUGCUGGCAUCUUCGGUCAGACUUUCCCCAAUGGCAGCCUCUCAGCAAUGUACGCCAGUCGAUUCAUUGCUGGUAUUGGCAUCGGUACCACAACAGUCAUUCCGUCUAUUUACAUCACUGAGUACGCAUGCUGCCAGCAACUGGGCGUCGUCUUCGGCUUCUUCUUCAACUACGGCAUCACCAAACACCAUGCCGGUACUGAACUACAGUGGCAACUUCCGACAGCACUUCAGAUUGUUCCAGCCAUUAUCUGGGGCAUCGGAAUCAUGUUCACUCCAGAAUCACCGCGCUUCCUACUUUCCAAGAACAAGCCCACCGAGGCGUUGCGAGUACUCUCGAACUUCCGCAAGCUACCAGAGACCCAUCCAUACGUACAAGAAGAGUUCAAUGGUAUUGAGCGACAGCUGAAUGCCGAAAUCGAAGCCGUGAGCGGUGCCACAACAUGGGACUUGCUGAAGGAAACGUUCACAGUAACGGAAUAUCGCCGACGCUUCGUCCUCAUGUUCUCUUGUCAUCUGUUUGGUCAAUGGUCGGGCGCCAAUGCCAUCACUCAAUAUUCGCCAUCAAUCUUCGGUUACCUUGGAAUUGAGGGCGAAGAGGCGCGCUUCCUAGCAACUGGACUUUACGCCAUCGUAAAGUUUGUGUCGGUCCUGAUCUUUUCAAUCUUCGUCAUCGACUUCAUCGGUCGCCGAAGAUCACUCAUGCUUGGUAUCACCCUUCAAAUCCUUACGCUAUCAUUCGUCGGUGCAUAUCUUGGUGUCACCAACGGCGACACGGCGGCUCAAAUCAAAGCCAGCGCGAGCGCGACAGCAGCCAGCAAAGCCAGCAUUGUUGCCAUCUUCAUCCACGCUGUAGCCUGGUCGAUUGGCUGGUUCUCGAUCCCAUAUCUGGUCUCAGCAGAAGUCUUCCCAAUUCGCAUCCGCUCGCUCAACGUCUCGAUUUUGAUGGCUUUCCACUGGCUGUUCUACUUUGGAUGUUCCCGUGCGAUGCCCAGUCUACUCGCUGCCACCGACCGGUACGGCGCUUUUGCAUUCUUCGCGUGCAUGUGCUGCUUCUCCCUGGUGUACGUGUUCUUCGCGCUUCCGGAGACAGCUGGCCGGUCUCUUGAGAGCAUGGACAAGCUGUUUGAACGCUCCUGGUACACGGUUUACAAGGUCGCGUACCCAACUGGAGCCGAUCUUGCUGACAAUGGGGGUCGUGAUGCCGAGAAUAAGAUGUCCGAGGAAGAGGAAGAGAAGGGCGGGGAAGUGCACAUCGAGAACAAUCCUGUGAAGAGUUAG
Molecule: messenger RNA, 1674 nt
Organism: Parastagonospora nodorum SN15
Lineage: Eukaryota; Fungi; Ascomycota; Dothideomycetes; Pleosporales; Phaeosphaeriaceae
Exons: 2
Coding region: 1-1674 (557 amino acids)
Biological process (GO): transmembrane transport; carbohydrate transport
Cellular component (GO): membrane
Molecular function (GO): carbohydrate:proton symporter activity
Source: RefSeq, a predicted model, not a curated record